Neolamprologus brichardi is the source of this 1543-nucleotide messenger RNA. The record is from RefSeq and is a predicted model, not a curated record. Lineage: Eukaryota; Metazoa; Chordata; Actinopteri; Cichliformes; Cichlidae.
AAUGUCCUGUCUCUGUGCAUGUGUCUAGAUGGCCGUGCUCUGGCUCUCGGGGGAAUGUGUGCAGACCUGCUUCCCCGUAGUAUCCUGCAGCAGUAUGACCUUCGAAAGGACGUGUGGGCGCUACUUCCUUCCAUGCCGACCCCACGCUACGAUGCUAACACACAUCUGCUUGGCAAUAAGCUCUAUGUGGCAGGUGGCCGUCAGUGUAAACGACCGUUAAAGGCCUUUGAGGUGUACGACACAGAGACGCGAUCUUGGACUACGCUACCCAUGAUGCCAUGCAAACGUUCCUAUGGGGGUGUGAUAUGGGACCCAGCUGGCAGGCUGUGCCUGUUAGGAGGACUGCGGCAGGGCGGGGGACACCAAAGCUCCAAGUUCACCAAGAACGUCAAUAUUUUUGACACCAACCAAGGCACCUGGCUGAAGUCAGAGGAGACCGUGGCGAUGAAAACAAAGAGAGCUGACUUUGCUGCUGCCUUCCUGCGUGGACGGAUGGUGGUCGCAGGAGGACUUGUCAUCAGAGACCGCCUCCUGGUAGUGGGAGGAGUCAACCAGGUUCCCAGCUCGGCACACGAGAUCCUCUACAUUAAAGAAGAAGAGUAUCUGUAGCCUGUAGUGACUGACGCCCAGAUGAUCGCAGAUGAGCCGUGAUUCCACUUCCUCCUUCCCGAACACCCGUUGUGACUGUAGUGCAAUAUUUAAGAACCAUCACAAACACUGAGAAAUGUGUGCAAGUCUGGCUGCCUGAUGUAAUGUAUCGGAUAAGACUGCCCCCUGCUGGGCGUAACUGGCACUGAGCCCCACAUCUCAGCACACAGAUGCACAAUGGAGGAGCUGGCUCUUUCUUUUUACCGAGCUGAUUCUUGAUACCUUUAUGUAUGCAACACUUCUGCAUUGUACACUGUAGUGCAUACUUGAGGAAGGAACUAUUUUGUAGCUAUCGUGUCUAUUCCUGUGGACAGAAGAUACGUGGAAGAUGUAUUUAUAUUGCAUAUAUAGCGGUUUCAUAUCUGCAUUCAUUUGAUUUACGUGUAGCUUGCCGACUAUUGAGCAAGGGUAGAUUUUAAUUUAGCUAAAUGACACAACUGCAAUCCUUAUCUCUAAUUUAAUAUGAUCUAGAAACAGUUGAGUGUUUGGUUAAUAAAAUAUUCAGUAACAACAUUUGCACUGAAUCAGUCAACACUGAGUGGGAGCUUUGCCUUCAAUUAUUUCUAGUGUAAUGUGUUGUAGUAAUUACACUUAGAAUGCUGUAAUAAAACUCCUCUGUGCUGUAAUAGUGCACAUUUGUGGCCAAAUGUAACACUUUGCAUCCAUGAAAUGAGACUUGUGUUAAAUAACCGUGUUUUUUGUGGUUAAACUAGUUACUGAAUUGCUGUUAUAAGCAAAGGAAGGAAUCCUGUGGGACUUACGGGAUGAUUGUAGACGUUUUAUUCCUGCAGCAAUACACUUUCUCUGCGUUUUAUAAUGUUGUGUAGUGCAGUAGUAUUGUAGUCGUCUCACUCAGGUUAUGUUCUAGGUUGACUUUUGUUUGUCUGUUCUUGUA